GGGUUAAAAGUGCUGUCUUCUUUAUUUCAGAGCUCUAGGGGAAGAUGUUGUCUCUUCUGACGUCUCUCGAUUAAGAUACCUGAGAACAGGUUCAGUAAGAAUCCAGGUUGUUGAAGAAGACGCUUACGAAUGUACUGAAAUGAGAAGUUGUAAACACUUUUUUUUCCCUUUCAUCUCUACUGCCUAAGAAACCAUAAUCCAAAGCACUUCUGAAACGCAUGCCCAGAUACGUGAAGUCUGUGAAGUUUCUUGUCCAAACUGACCGUUUCUCAGUAAGUCGUGCAUAUCCACAUGUUUGGGAUAUGUAUAUAGUACUCUGAAGAAGAAUUGCUUUCUGUAUAAAAUUCCCAGCAGGAACAUUUUGUUAUGGACAGCUUUUUCUGGAUUUAUAUCCGGAGAGACUAAUGCCUAGAGUUGAAAGGCAUUUAGUAUACACUGAAAAUCUGGCUUCCCUUCAGUUUUUCCAGAUGUAGUGUCUCCCCUGUAUGCUGGGAACGUGCAUAACUGCAUAAACUACAGAUGUAGCCAUGGAGCUGCAUGGACUUUUGAGCCGUAGGAGAAGUAUUGUUGAGCAUUGGUAUCAGAUGCUGCUUCAUGAUGUCAGUUGAGCAGUGAUUGUGUUUCACUACUUCUUACAACAUUCGAAUGGAGUAACACCCUUUGCGAGAAGAUGCUGUUAGCCUUCCCCAUAACACUUAACUGAUUAUGUUACGCGUUCUCAAGUUCUGAGCAGAAGAUCUUUCUGUGCAAGAUGAACCCAUGCCUCCCUGCACUAAGAUGUUGAAGGUGUACUGCUGCUUAUGACAAGUCCAAGAGAAGAAGCUUUGUAAAAUGGCUCAAACCAGCUUGCUGCAGGGAAAGCAGUUUUACUGUAGGGAGUGGGUUUUCCACAAGCUUCAGCACUGCCUCCAGGAGAAAGCUAACUGCAGCGGUAGUGCUGCCAACAAACCAUCUCUUGCAGCAAGUUCUGGGAAUAAUACCGGUGUUGUCUCUGGGAGAGGAGCUGCCUGGGGUGUAUUGUUGGUAGGAGGGCCUGGUAGUGGGAAGACAGCCCUUUGUACUGAGUUACUCUGGCCAAGCUCACCUGCAAACCUGCAAAGAGGCUUACAUCGGCAAGCCCUAGCCUUCCAUUUCUGCAGAGCCCAGGACUCCGACACGCUGUGUGUUGGAGGGUUUGUUAGAGGUUUAGUUGCACAAAUCUGCCGCAGUGGACUGAUCCAGGGAUAUGAGGACAAACUAAGAGAUCCUGCCAUUCAAAGCCUUUUGCAACCCGGGGAAUGUGAGAGGAAUCCUGCUGAAGCAUUUAAAAGGUGCAUUCUGCUUCCUCUUCUGGGAAUGAAGCCCCCUCAGCAGAGCCUCUUCCUGCUCGUAGACUCAGUUGAUGAGGGCUGCAACAUCUCUGAGGGUGAACAGACCUCUACAAGUCUAUCUGGAACGAUAGCAGAGCUGUUAGCUGGCCACUUUGAGUUCUUCCCUCCCUGGUUGCUCCUACUGUGUUCUGCCCGCAAGCAGAGUAAAGCUGUUACAAAAAUGUUUACAGGUUUUAGAAAAAUAAGUUUGGAUGAUCUGCGGAAGGCGUACAUUGUGAAGGACGUGCAGCAAUAUAUUCUGCAUCGUUUGGAUCAGGAGGAAGCGCUGAGACAACAUCUGACAAAAGAAACUGCCGAAAUGCUGAAUCAGCUUCACAUCAAAAGCAGCGGCUGCUUUUUGUAUCUGGAACGUGUCCUAGAUGGAGUCGUGGAGAAUUUUAUUAUGUUACGAGAGAUCCGUGACAUUCCGGGAACAUUGAAUGGCCUAUACCUUUGGCUCUGCCAGAGACUUUUUGUGAGAAAACAAUUUGCAAAGGUGCAGCCUAUUCUUAAUGUGAUUCUUGCAGCCUGUAGGCCGCUAACCACAACGGAACUGUAUCAUGCGGUGUGGACCAAAAACAUGACAUUGACUAUGGAAGACUUUCAGCGCAAAUUGGAUGUCCUGUCCAAAGUUCUUAUUGAUGGACUUGGGAAUACAAAAAUAUUGUUUCAUUAUAGUUUUGCUGAAUGGUUGUUGGAUGUGAAGCACUGCACGCAGAAAUACCUGUGUAAUGCAGCUGAGGGGCACAGAAUGCUAGCCAUGAGCUACACCUGCCGAGCAAAGGACUUAACACCAUUGGAAGCUCAAGAAUUUGCGUUGCAUCUAAUUAACUCCAAUUUACAGUUAGAGACUUCUGAGCUGGCCUUGUGGAUGAUAUGGAAUGGCACACCUGUCAAAGAAUCCCUGUCAACCUUAAUUCCCAAAGAACAAGAAGUGUUACAGCUCCUAGUGAAAGCUGGUGCUCAUGUCAACAGUGAGGAUGACCGUACAUCCUGCAUUGUGAGGCAGGCUCUGGAAAGAGAGGACUCCAUCCGCACCUUGCUAGACAAUGGGGCAUCAGUCAACCAGUGUGACUCAAACGGGAGAACACUCCUGGCCAACGCUGCCUACAGCGGCAACCUCGAUGUAGUUAACUUGCUGGUUUCCAGGGGAGCAGAUUUAGAGGUAGAAGACACUCAUGGUCAAACAGCACUUACCUUAGCUGCACGGCAGGGGCACACCAAAGUGGUGAAUUGCUUGAUAGGGUGCGGGGCCAAUGUAAAUCACACGGAUCAUGAUGGCUGGACAGCAUUGAGAUCUGCAGCAUGGGGUGGGCACACUGAGGUAGUUUCUGCGCUCCUUUACGCUGGAGUCAAAGUGGACUGUGCAGAUGCUGACAGCCGAACUGCAUUGAGAGCAGCGGCCUGGGGAGGGCACGAAGAUAUUGUGCUGAAUCUGCUUCAGCAUGGGGCUGAAGUGAAUAAGGCUGAUAAUGAAGGCAGAACAGCAUUAAUUGCAGCAGCAUAUAUGGGGCACAAAGAGAUAGUGGAGCACCUGCUGGACCAUGGUGCAGAAGUGAACCACGAGGAUGUGGAUGGAAGGACGGCAUUGUCAGUUGCUGCACUUUGUGUUCCAGCCAGCAAAGGGCAUGCCUCGGUGGUCAGCCUUCUCAUUGACCGAGGUGCUGAAGUUGACCACUGCGAUAAGGAUGGCAUGACGCCGCUGCUAGUGGCUGCUUACGAAGGACAUGUGGAUGUUGUUGACCUGCUCCUGGAGGGAGGAGCAGAUGUGGAUCACACAGAUAACAAUGGUCGUACACCACUCCUGGCUGCAGCCUCCAUGGGCCAUGCCUCGGUUGUAAAUACUCUCUUAUUUUGGGGUGCAGCUGUUGAUAGCAUUGAUAGUGAAGGGAGAACGGUUUUGAGCAUAGCCUCUGCACAAGGCAACGUUGAAGUAGUACGGACUCUGCUGGACAGGGGGCUGGAUGAAAAUCACAGGGAUGAUGCAGGCUGGACACCUUUGCAUAUGGCAGCUUUUGAAGGUCACAGGUUGAUAUGUGAGGCUCUUAUAGAACAAGGUGCUAGAACAAAUGAGAUUGAUAACGAUGGACGUAUACCUUUCAUAUUAGCUGCACAAGAAGGUCACUAUGAUUGUGUGCAGAUAUUGCUGGAAAAUAAAUCCAACGUUGAUCAGAGAGGCUAUGAUGGGAGAAACGCUCUCCGUGUUGCUGCUUUAGAAGGUCACAGAGAGAUAGUUGAACUACUGCUCAGCCAUGGAGCAGAUGUAAACUAUAAAGAUGCUGAUGGCCGGCCAACACUCUAUAUUUUAGCAUUAGAAAACCAGCUUACAAUGGCUGAGUAUUUUUUAGAAAAUGGUGCAAAUGUAGAAGCUAGUGAUGCUGAAGGAAGAACAGCGCUCCAUGUUUCCUGCUGGCAGGGCCACUUGGAGAUGGUACAGGUGCUGAUAACAUACCAUGCUGAUGUGAACGCUGCAGAUAAUGAGAAGAGGUCUGCUUUGCAGUCUGCUGCAUGGCAAGGUCACGUGAAGGUAGUGCAGCUUCUCAUUGAGCAUGGAGCUCUGGUUGAUCAUACAUGUAACCAAGGUGCUACUGGACUCUGCAUCGCAGCCCAAGAAGGGCACAUUGAUGUUGUCCAGAUAUUACUUGAGCAUGGUGCUGAUCCAAAUCAUGCCGAUCAGUUUGGGCGCACUGCAAUGCGUGUUGCAGCUAAAAAUGGGCACACUCAGAUUAUUAAAUUACUGGAAAAAUAUGGUGCAUCUACUCUGAAUGGCUGCACUCCAUCUCCUGUCCACACUAUGGAGCAAAAACCCUUACAGUCGGUCUCUUCUAAAAUGCAGUCCUUAACAAUGAAGUCAAAUAGUUCAGGGAGUACUGGUGGAGAUAUGCAGCCUAGCAUGCGGGGCUUAUCUAAUGGACCUGCUCAUGCCUUCAGUUCUCCUUCAGAGUCCCCCGAUUCUACGGUUGACCGUCAGAAGUCAUCUUUAUCAAAUAAUUCCCUGAAAAGUUCCAAAAACUCUUCUCUCCGUACCACAUCGUCAACAGCAACUGCUCAGACUGUGCCCAUUGAUAGUUUCCACAGCCUCUCCUUUACAGAACAAAUACAGCAGCAUUCCCUGCCACGCAGCAGAAGCAGGCAAUCUAUUGUUUCUCCUUCUUCCACAACCCACUCCCUAAGUCAAAAUCAUAAUUCUCCAAGUAGUGAAUUUGAAUGGAGCCAAGUGAAACCUAGUUUGAAAUCAACAAAAGCUAACAAGGGGGGGAAAACAGACAAUUCCAGCAAGUCUGGGUCAGCUGGAAAAAAAAUCAAACAAAAUAGUUCCUCCCAACCAAAAGUGUUAGAGUAUGAAAUGACUCAGUUUGAUAAACGAGUACCUGUUGCCAAAUCUGGGACAAGCGUGCCACUGAAAUCCAUGCCACCAGAGCCUCAGUGCAAAAUCUUGGUGCCGCCAGCUCAGCAAGAGGUCGGUCGAUCUCAGCAGCAGUUCCUAAUUCACCAACAGAGUGGAGAACAGAAGAAGAGGAAUGGAAUCAUGACAAAUCCGAAUUAUCAUCUUCAAAGCAAUCAGGUUUUUCUUGGUAGGGUUUCUGUCCCACGAACAGUGCAGGAUCGAGGGCAUCAGGAGGUGUUGGAAGGCUACCCUUCUGCAGAGACAGAACUCAGCCUUAAGCAAGCCUUAAAACUGCAGAUUGAAGGUGGUGAUCCAAGCUUCAACUACAAGAAAGAAACACCAUUAUAAAAGGUCAGUUUCAUGAUGCCGUGAACAGAAGCACUUCUGCUCCAAGUGAUUUAUCAGCGGGCUGGGAUGGAAGCAUACAGUUCUUGUUCAGUCCACCUAAAAACUCAAGAAUGUGAAUACUACAGUACAGUUACCUUAAUUACUGUAACGUGCCUACAUUUUCGGGCUGCCUUCCACCAUAUUACCCUCCGUGCUUCAAAAGUUUAUUUUGUGUAGUUCAUAUUUAAUACACAGAAUGAGCACUUUUUUUUUAACUGCAGAAAGAUACAUGUGAUAUUUCCCUGACAACAGCUGAAAAUAGUAAGAACGAGGAAUUGUGAUUUCCUCUUCCAGAAUGCUUAGCAAAGGUGCAUGUGCCAGAGUGAACUGUGUAUGAGAAGGCCAUGCUUUCUGUAUUUAUUUUCCUGUGGCUAAAGGAAAGAAAUGCAAACGCUUUGUCACAUUUGCAUUGAUGUAGUGUAUGGUCAGUCUUUUCUGUGUGCUUCAAAAAGUUGUCUCAAGGAAUACAAACCUUGUAGUGGGAUUUUAUAAAUACUGUACUUGUAUGUUCUGUCUAUGUAAUAGCCGGUCAGUGGUAGCAAAGGAGUUGGACUGCAGCCCUCUGCAGUAUCCUUGGAAUUUUCAAGAAACAAAAUCCAGUGUCUGGUACUACAGCGCCAAAUCUGGAUGGCAGACUGUGACCACUGAAAGUGAUAGGUGAAUUUGUCUUGGACUCCUGGUCUUCAAUAGCCUCAGUUAUUGUUACAAUAAUGAGGCAACCGAAUAUGGGUAUUUCUUAGGUGCUAAAGUAGAAGGUCUGAUCCUGCUUUCCUGUAUGUCUUUAUACAUUAGAAACAGCUCUUUAUUUUUCCAAAGUAAAGGACUGCAUUGAAAAUGUCAAUAAAACCAAUGUGGAAAACACAGAAGCUUUGUUAGGCUGAAAGAAUACACAAUGAGAGUAUAAUGGAGAAAGAAAAACUUAAGAAUACCGUUGUCUGUGGACUACAAAGAUUACUGAGUUAUCCCUGUCCUGGGACAGUAACUCUUUAAAGCACAAACUUGUAUGAAUGUGGUUACUGCUUCUGAUGGAUUAGGUAGAGACAGUGUUUCUCUGGACACAGAGCGUGGUUAAUCAGCAGCAUGGCUCGUCCCUCUACAGGUAAUGGAGACCUGGUUCCCUGCUCUCACAGCUGAAAAGAAUUACAUAUAUAGGGGAGAGCAAAGUCAAGACAGUCGCUGUGAAAGCAAACACUUUGAAUUUUUCCCUUGAAUGUGUGUAUCUUACUUGCACAGCUCUGAGUGAUAGAAUGAAACAAUUGAUUAUUUUCUCCUAAAUAUGUAAUCUAUAUUCUACUAUUCACCUUGACACGGUCUUGCUCUUUAGAAAAUAAGCCUAUUUUUGUAAGUCAGUAUUUCUUCUAAAGGCUUGAGAUUCGUCUUUUUCAUACUCUGAUUCUGAUCAUUCCACAAAGAAGAUGGUAGAAACCUGGCAUUAUUUUUUCAUAGAGGAUUGAUUAGAUGUGUGGCUAUCGUUAAACUUUGCUCAGUGGCCCCUGGAUGUAUGUGUAGUGCAUAUUCUGAAGCACUAAAGGUCAUUGUGUUUUGUUAUCGUAAUUAACAAUAGUCAGAACAUUUUCUGAAGUUAGUUUUUUGUGGGUUGUCUUUGUUGUUUUUGUUUUUUAUAUCUUGCACCUCCAUUCUUAUUCACUUGUUACUAAAUGUAAAAAGACUCUUUUAUAGUCAGGCAUUCAGUGCAUAGUAAGAUUAAAUGUUGAAAGUUGACAGACAGCAAUAUUGAUUAUUCUGUAUGUUUCACGCAUUAAAUCUCUUGUCCCUGUGGGACAAUUAUAACAUAAACAUAACAAGAGUCUUGCAAAACAGCCUUAAGAGAGUUAGUGGCUCAGUAAAGGGAGAGUACCAAAAUGUUCUCAACAAUUGUUCUGAACCUCAAGUACAGUGCAUCUGCAAUGCUGUGCAAGAGUAAAACUUUUCUUGGUUGUUAGAUGUAUGUUUUGUUCUGUAGAAAGGGAUCCCUGAAUGCUGACAUUUUUCUACUGACCUUGGCUAUCAUUGGGAUUAUAUUUAUUUAAUUUUAUUGUGUUAUUAAUUGCACCUUGUGGACAGAGGACAUAAAAAUGUGGUCAGUUUCACAAGGGACCACCAUUUAUAGAUAGCCUGACGGUUUUUGUGUGAAUAAUAUUUGAAACAGCUGUUGAAGAAAUCCUGUAUCCAAAUCAGCAGAAAGCAGACCUCUUGAAAAUGUUUUUAGAAAGAAAAUAACAAUUCUUACAGAUUUUGAACAUAGCUUUGGAACAGAGCAUGAAUUGCUUUAAAACAUCUACUUUCUCAGAAGGUCUGUGUAAUUCCACAUUGCUGUUGUGAGUUUUUAAUCUCAUUGCUUGUGAGGUUUCUGCAUCCAAAGGCAAGUCGCUAUUCCCCCGUUAUUCUCUCUGUUCUUCUGUGCUCCUUCACAUCUGUACAGUCCGGCGGAGGUCAGUGGAGUUGCAUAGCCGUGACUCAGCACGUUUUCUUCUGACAGUGUGACAGUCCUCCCAACCCCCCCAAGAAAACGAGUAAAACAUGAAUCCUCUUCAUCAUAUUUCACUGCUCCCUCCAAGGUCAUCUCCACAAAACAUCUGAAACUCCUAGUAGUGGGAAAGCUAGGGAAAAGACUGUUUUGUGGACAGCGAUGUCAAUACUGUAUGCAUGUGGAAAAACUCUUCAAAAGAGAAAUGCAUUAGGAAGUAUAGAGGCACAAUGAUGCAUUUUUGUCCUCUCUGUGAUCAGUAUUGAAAACAUUACCAUUUAUUUAAAAAUAAAAAGGUAUUUUCCCUCCUCAGUUACUCUGCUAUGCAAACGUCUGUUAUGCUUAAUAUUCCCCAUCUGAACUCCUCAGUUAACUUGGUUUGCAGAUAGACUUUUUCCUGGAGUGGGUUGUAAAUAGCCUUUAAUGUACAUUGAAUGAAUUUCACAUUGUAAAAUUUUUAUUUUAUUCCUUGUAUUAUAUUAAGUGAAAAUCCCUGUGUAUAUGAAAGUGCAUAAUAAAUAUAUUUGCUUUUCAGCAGA
This is a messenger RNA of Meleagris gallopavo (turkey), 8130 nucleotides long. Lineage: Eukaryota; Metazoa; Chordata; Aves; Galliformes; Phasianidae. The record is from RefSeq and is a predicted model, not a curated record.